This is a messenger RNA of Amborella trichopoda, 2221 nucleotides long. The record is from RefSeq and is a predicted model, not a curated record. Lineage: Eukaryota; Viridiplantae; Streptophyta; Magnoliopsida; Amborellales; Amborellaceae.
UGAAAUUCGAACUUCAAGGCUGAGAAAGGAAGAUGCCUGUCCGUAUGGAUAUGGCGCUCUAGGGUUUGAAGUUGACUCAUCAAAAUUAAGAGUGUUCGACGGUUAAAAGCUCUGAAGAUUCGAUAUACUUAUUGAAAGGGAGGUUUGGGGAUCUUUCAUUGCUCAAAUGCGAGAGUAGUAGGGUUUUAUUCCUCAUUGAUAUAGGGUUUCACAUGUUUCUUAAUCACUGAAUCGAGUCGCAGGAGUGAAAUGAGCAGGCCUUCAUCAUCAAGAAUGAUAUUCCAGGGUUCGAUUGAUCUUCAUGAAUGCAUGGAUUUUGGGGUGUGAAGACUCAGAAGGAAAAUCGAAUGGGGAUUCUCUAGUUUCUGGAAACUCUCAGAAAUGCGUGGGUUUUAGAGUUUAAAGCAUCUAAGUGUACGGUUAGAUGAUGUGGGUUUUAAUUCUCUGUUAUUAAGAUUUUUAUCUCCUUGUUUAAGCUGUACGAGAAGAAUCUGGAAGCGUAGAUAAUGCAGUCUUUUGAACUGAAUUCAUCAUUCAAAGCUUAAAAAUACACAACAUAAAGAUACAGAGCAGAGUGAUAUAUUUGUAUAUUUAGAGGGAAAUGAGGAAGCUUAGAUGGGCAAUGGAUGGUGAAUUUUGGGACCUGGACUUGUCUACUCCAGUCACUCUUGAUGGAGUGGCAAGAACAGUUCCUGGUGACCCUCUUCCUCUGAGCCUCUCAAGAGGGAUUAGGCUUUCUAGACCCAAGCAAUUGGAUUUCUUUCAUCGUUUCAUGUCGCUUCCUUUGGUUCCUUCUUAUGCUGGAGAUCCAAAGGAGGGUGGUGAUGGGUUCAAUUUGCAGCGCGUUCUCGCCAUUUCAAUUGGUGAGAGAUGCAUGGCUACUAUUCUUGGGCAAUUCCAUCUUCAGAAACUAUUGUCUGCCAUAAAGGAUGGUAAAAGAAAGAGUCCAAUUGGUGAUUCAGGGAUUCAAAAAGUUUGGAGAAACCUCUGUGAUAAAUCUCUCUAUGCUCUUGGUUUCUGCUCUGACUUCAUGAUCACCUCAAACUCUUCUCUGCUUCUUAGUUCAGAAGUGUAUGGUGAUGGUCAGAAACGGCGAAAUAAAGCAAUUUUCCAUCACAAGCUUCCCGAGCACAACUUAACUUUGGAGGCAGCAGCGCCUGGACUUUUUGUUGACAAGAAGGGAAAUUACUGGGAUGUGCCGCUAUCACUAGCAAUUGACUUAGCUUCACUCCCUUCUACUUCUGGUUUAGGUUAUCAUCUUUGCGUUCAUCAUAACAUGGGCGAGCCUAAAAAAUUUGGCAGUGGUCAUAUCAUUGGAAUUCCUUCAACUCUUUUGCCUGGAACAUCUGCUAAAGCAGCCCUGUCCUUUCAGAAGAGUGUUGAUAUUUGGAGAAGUAAGGAGGGCAAGGUGAAGAAUGUUCAACCAUAUGACAUGUUUCUGUCUGAUCCUCAUGUUUCGGCAUCAGGACUUAUUGGUAGUGCCCUGUGUGCAAGAUUUGGAGGAAAUUCUGGAGCUGCACCAGCUGAAUCCGAAUCAUCAUCAAUAGUGAGAUCAUUGUACUCACAAGCCAUUAGGAAGAGGCCUGAGUUUUCAUCGGAUUUGUUUGCAUCUCUUUGUUGUACUGCUCAGUACGGAAACUUUCAGAGACUCUUCUUUGACCUUACCAGGGUGAAUGUUCGAUUGGAUAUACCUUCAGCUACAGCAUUUGUCACCGGUGCUACUCAUUUGACAAAUGCAAUAUACAAAUCAAAAAGAGUAGAUUUGGAGGCAAUCCAUGCUGUUUGUCCUGAUAUCACUCUGUCACUUCAACAACAGAUUGCUGGGCCUUUCAGUUUCCGAACUGACUUGAAAAUCAACCCUGGAAAUGGAGAGCAAUUGGCUCGUGUGGACGAGGCCAUAUUCGCAGUUGAUUAUGCGUUGCAAGUGUUGGGCUCAGCCAGGGCCGUUGCUUGGUACUCAACAAAGCAGAGAGAAUGCAUACUGGAAUUGCGCUUCUUUGAGCACUGAGAACCAACCCUCUCUCUCUCUCUCUCUCUCUCUCUCUCUCAUAAAUUCUGGAUGAAAUUUGAAUGAAAACUCGAGCUUUUUUAUUAUCUAAAACUGGGUUACACUUUCAGAAUGUCUGAAACAGGGAUCCUGACCCACUUAUUGCUUGAGGGGUACACGCAACUUCUCAUUACAAUUCAAAUAUAGAGAGAGUAUUGGGGAGUGCCUUGAAAA